Messenger RNA from Dunckerocampus dactyliophorus (ringed pipefish), 914 nucleotides. It is a transcript of the gene ube2nb, whose product is annotated as ubiquitin-conjugating enzyme E2Nb. The transcript is spliced from 4 exons. Lineage: Eukaryota; Metazoa; Chordata; Actinopteri; Syngnathiformes; Syngnathidae. Bases 102 to 563 code for a protein of 153 amino acids. The record is from RefSeq and is a predicted model, not a curated record.
GAAGCCGGAAGAGGGCGUGGUCAGCCCCGCCCCGGCAGUCCAGUCAAUCCAGCCUGAAGAGAAGGGGACUGAACGGCUGAAAAUACAAUAGCUAACACAAGAUGGCCGGUUUGCCUCGUAGGAUUGUCAAGGAGACGCAGCGGUUGAUGCUGGAGCCCGUCCCCGGCAUCGCAGCGACACCCGACGACGAGAACGCUCGCUACUUCCAUGUGUACAUCGGGGGACCCAAAGACUCCCCGUUUGAAGGGGGCACAUUUAAACUUGAACUAUUUCUCCCAGAGGAGUAUCCCAUGGCAGCGCCUAAAGUGCGAUUCAUGACCAAAAUUUACCACCCGAACGUGGACAGGCUGGGGAGAAUAUGUUUAGACAUUUUGAAAGACAAGUGGUCUCCGGCCCUGCAAAUCCGCACAGUGCUGCUCUCCAUCCAGGCGUUAUUAAGCGCGCCCAAUCCUGACGACCCCCUGGCAAACGAUGUCGCAGAGCAGUGGAAGAAAAAUGAAAGCAUCGCCAUCGAAACAGCCCGAGCAUGGACCAAGUUGUAUGCGAACAACACUGAAGUAUAGAAGGCAUCUGAAUGUGAUCCACCACAUGUAUUCCGAAACAGCACCUGAAUUUGACUGAGGAAAAAGAGUCCAAAUCUAUUUGAAAGAACAAGAUCUACUGUUGCAAACCUUUUUGGGUGACUUGUUUUCCUUUUGUUAACAAGCGUUUGAUGUGUGUUAGCCUCUUUUUUUUUUGUCAUUUCUCCUCUUCCUCCUCCCCUGUUGUGUUGCUAUUUAAAUGCAUGGACAGAGAAUGACACCCUCCUCACUACAGUCUUAAAAGGCAAAUAACGUGUUCAUAUAGAGUAUCAUUGACCAGGAGCGUACUGGUACGAAAUCAUCAUGCAUUAAAGCUGUCCUACUUUUAAUAAA